Messenger RNA from Colletotrichum paranaense, 261 nucleotides. RefSeq lists its product as uncharacterized. The coding region runs from base 1 to 261 and encodes 86 amino acids. The record is from RefSeq and is a predicted model, not a curated record. The transcript has a single exon. Lineage: Eukaryota; Fungi; Ascomycota; Sordariomycetes; Glomerellales; Glomerellaceae.
AUGCCCCUUCUGGCAAGGCAUGGAAGCAGCCGGAGAGUUUAUUCGCCCGCAUUGCUUUGUCACCCCGGCGUAAACACUCUGAUUGACAGACAUACCGCGGGCGUACGCCGCACUUCUUCGAAAAAGAAGCUGUGGAGUUCUUUCCGUGGGACCGCUGUGAAGAAUUUGUUGGCGCGGGGUUAUAGUCUCUCUCUUUCACUGCCAGCUUACAGACAUGAGCGAGUCAUACCAAGAGCCAAAGGUACACGCUGCCAGGCCUGA